This is a messenger RNA of Hibiscus syriacus, 956 nucleotides long. RefSeq names its product lipoyl synthase 2, mitochondrial-like. The record is from RefSeq and is a predicted model, not a curated record. Gene Ontology annotation, cellular component: mitochondrion. Gene Ontology annotation, biological process: lipoate biosynthetic process. Gene Ontology annotation, molecular function: lipoate synthase activity; 4 iron, 4 sulfur cluster binding. Bases 1 to 732 code for a protein of 243 amino acids. The transcript is spliced from 4 exons. NCBI's taxonomy places the organism in Eukaryota, Viridiplantae, Streptophyta, Magnoliopsida, Malvales, Malvaceae.
AUGGUCGUCGCCUCAUCAUCGACGUCGUUCUUUGGAACUAGUUUUCACACAUCUGAACAUUUCUUUUUGUUUCUCUCAGAUCCAGAUGUGGAAGUGGAGAAGGAGGGCUAUUGGGGAGAAGAAGGCUCUGACGGUGGAGAUGGGAAAAAGAAAGUGGAAGUUUGGUGGCGAUACUGUCUCCAAAGCAAUAACCUCUAUACCGUCGAAGUCGGAACCAAGAAAAAACCGCUACUCAAGCCCAAAUGGAUGAAGCAAUCCAUUCCCGGCGGCGAAAAACACCUCCAGAUUAAAACCAAAUUAAGGAAACUAAAGCUUCACACUGUCUGCGAAGAAGCUAGAUGCCCCAAUCUCGGCGAGUGCUGGUCCGGUGGCGAUAAUGGGACCGCCACUGCCACUAUUAUGAUAUUGGGUGAUACUUGUUCUCGCGGUUGCAAGUUUUGCAACGUCAAGACUUCGCGGACGCCGCCUCCCCCAGAUCCCGAUGAACCGAGGAAUGUUGCGGAGGCAAUUGCGUCGUGGGGUUUGGGUUACAUGGUGAUCACAAGCGUUGAUCGGGGUGAUUUGCCUGAUCAAGGAAGUGGGCAUUUUGCAAAAACGGUUGAGAAGUUGAAAAGUUUGAAGCCUAAGAUGCUCAUAGAAGCCUUGGGGAUUUCGAUAUGUGGCAUCUGGUCCCAUGGUCAGGUCAUCUUACAAGGCCGGAGAAUUCUACAUCAAAUCUAUGAUAGAAUAUGAUCGUGCUGCUUCUUCGUAACUCCUUCAUACCUAGGUUAUUCGUUUAAUUUGGCUAUAAUGAACUUGCUUCGGCUAAUAAAUCGGUUGUGGGGACUGGCAGCCGGUGAUUUGGUACUCCAAUUGUUGCAGUAUAUGACACCACUGUCAAUUCUUUUCGUCAUCGUACCUUACUCAUUUGUCGUUCACCCUCUUGUCAUCGCACGAAACUCUCAAAUCUCCUUCUA